UUACCUUGAUGUUAAAGAAACUUGAUUAGUUACUUGCAAUACAUUGCAACAUAUAUGCGUAAAGAUUGCAUGACUACUGGAUAUCGGGAAAGACUUGUGGAAAUAUAAGAACGCGGAAAUUUGUGGUUUUAUAGAUGUUAUCAAUACUUGGCAAUCAACAACUGAUGUAGGCAAAGUUUAUAUUAACGUUUCUAUUUGUUUUGCAUGCGAUUUAUUAAAUGUUAUUUGAAAUAAAGAAUUAGAUUCUCUCAUUAAGUCUAUUACAAUUUUUAAAUUAAAGAACAUAAGAAUUAGUUAUAUAUUUUCUAUUCUAUAAUAGAUUAAUGUCUAUUAACGUUACAUUUUCUCAUUUUGUUUAUAUUUAUCUUUAUCUGUUCAAAUAGUUUAAAUGUAUCAUCUCGAACGGUUCAAGAAUUCUCGAUUGGAAUAAAUUUCAAAAAUAAGCAUACUCUCAUGUGUAUACCGCACUACUUCGCCUAAUAAUUUAUCACGGUUUGUAUGCUCUUAUUGUGAAUACAAGAAUAUCUCUUCUAAUUCCUAUCUUAGUUUCGUACGCAUCAGUUCAUCUCGCUUUUAUUUUAAUAGCAAGAAUAGAUAUCUUACUAAGAAUCCGCCAUGAACCGCAUCUCUACACUUGCCGUGGACGCGCAUGCGCAGUAUGGCAGUGCACGUUGGUGCAUGUCGGUGUGCACAGUGGUGUGGAAGGCGGUAUUUUGUUAAAAAAAAAAAAAUUGGCGGUCUGGUUGGGUUAAAAAUUGUGCAAAUGUUAUUGACAAGUAAUUAAGAGUGCACCCAAAUGGAUCGACCAUCUGUUCCUGAUUACAACGAGUAAUAUGAACCACUGCAAAGCCAUGAAGAUGAGCUUCUCCUUAUCUUCGCUUCAACCGCUUAGCCAUGGCUUAGAUAAGCAUGGCAAUGCGGGGACAGCGAUAGAAAGACCAUAUAACAGUCUCACAAAGAAAAGGAAAGAUCCAAAGCAACUUUAUAGUCAACGUUUGUGGGCAAAUCGUGAGGAUUGUAAAGAUGACUUUUGGGCAGCGAUAAGGUCCAACUAUGAUUAUAUUAUGGACACUAAUUUAAUAGAUAGUUGUAAGGAAGCUAAUGGUGAAUUAAGUUGGGACGAGGCUGAUGUAUCUACUCAGUCAUGGAGCUUUAAGGAAAUUAGUAGUCAAUUCUCAGAAUUAUAUUCAUGGCUGAGGGUUCUUGAAGAACUAAUUUACUGUAAAGAAGAAAAUCUGUUGGAUAAAAGUCUGCGUGCGGCUCACAUGGAGGAGCUGCGACGUAGGGCGUAUAGACGAAAGUUAUUUAAUGAACAAGCUGGAAAAUUAGUGUCACGAGCCCCUGCUUUGAAAGAUGAAGUGGCGUGGCGUGUUGACCAUUUAAACGCAAAGUGGGAAUUAGUUGAGCAAAUUAUGGCACCUGUUGAGAGGCCUGUAUCUAAUCAGCAAGAUAUGUCAGCAGAUUUUGAACAUGAAGUAAAGUGUUUGAGAAAAUGGCUUCGUGAGAUGGAGUCGCGUCUUCAGCCUUUGAGUUUCCACGUGGACUGGACCUUAGCGGAAUUGGAGGAGAAAGCAGUGGAACAUAUGGUGCUCCAACGAGACAUUGAGGCGCACGGUCGCAUCGUCAGCUCGGUGGUGAAAUUGGGCGACAAGGUUUUCGCGCAACAGCAAGAACAACAGCAACAGGAGGAACGGGAGAAAGAGACGAGAAAAGAACAACGGGAACAACGCGAACCCCCGCAAGCUUUACGAAUCGCGAGAUCACUGGAACGCCGUUGGCAUUUGCUGUUUCUACGUGCCUUGGAAUGGCAAUGUCACAUCGAGACGCUUGUAUCUCGCAUAAGCAGCAAGAACGUGGUGCCAUACCGUUGCAGUAGCGACAGCGACGAGGAGCCAGUCACGAAGCAGCCUCGACUCAGCCGCAGACAUUCGCGAGGUUCUGGAAGGGAAUCCCCGGGUCAGUCGGCUCGUUCAACGCGCUCGGACCGCUCGAAUCGUUCGAACCGCUCGAAACGCCACAAAGCCACGAGAUCGCGAUACUACGAGGAUUCAGCCGCGAGCAAAGCGGACCUAUCCGACACCGACGCGUCUUCCGAGAACCGAUCGAUCGGCGAUGGAUCCUACUUCGAGGAUGAAUUAUGCCAGUUGUGUGUGAUGGACGCAAAGUCCGAGGGAACGGAAAAUCCCCAGGAAACGGUGAAUCGAAUCGCGUCCAGUUUGGGCGACCAGGGUGAAGAGGGUGACAUCGAGGAGGACGCUGUAAGCGAAGAGGACGAAGAAGACGAAAUGCCACCGACACCCGACACCGUACCGAUGACAAAUUCCACGGCCAUCGAGGAAAACUGCGAUCAAAUCGACGGUCAGCCGGCAGGAAACGUUGAACAAUCGAACAGUAAUAAUCUGAUCGCAAACGAGCCAGUGAAACGUCGCAGAACGACUGAGGAGGUCGCCUCUUUUAACACAUCCGACAGGAAAUCGAAGAAUUGCGCGACCUUCUACUUCAAACACCUGGACACCGACUCGGAGCAGAACGAGGAGGCGGCGAUAGCUGCCGAAGACUCGUCGGAAGAGGAGUGGACGUACACUUCUUCACGAGCGAACGACGUUUCGGAGCAACGGGAAACGAACGUGCUGGUGCGUCUUGAUUUUGGCGAAUCGCAGUCGAACGACAACGCGCAGGAGAAAAUGAAGACAGCCGAGAAAGCAGUCCGUGAAUCGGUCCUCGGUAUGGCGAACGUCGAGGAGACAUCGAACGAUACCGACGCGUCCUCUCGUCGCGAGAAGGACAGUGACGACGAAACGAAAAACGACAAGACGAGCAUACAGAGGCUGAUCAAGGAGGUAGAGAAAUUGGUCGGCGAGGAGAGGCGUACAGGAGCGUGCAAGACGUUCCCUCCGCUCAUACUGGACGAUAAGGGUAUAACGAAUAAUCAUCGUGCCAAGUACGCUCGAAUAAAGGAGUGGUUGAAAUUGAACUCUGCUCGAGGACACGAUGGACGAUCCACGUCACAGCCGUUGGAUAGUUGCGAUGCGAGCGGCGAGUACACGACCGAAGAAUCCGACGGGGAGAGGCAGUCGGUUUCGUCGGAGGAUCUGCAGAGCAGUGUGGCAACGUAUCGGCGAUUCGAAGGUGCACUUGGCUGCACGUCUCAGUCGGUGUCGCAAGAGAUAUUCGACGAGGCUGAAAGGACGCCGAUCAACGAGGCUCAUCCGAUGCUGGACUCGAGCACGCCGAAAGUCGUGAUGAGAUCGAAACAGAAAUCGAACGGUCCCAGACCGUGGAGUGUGUCGUGUAUAUCACAGAUCGGCAAUAACGCGAAUCUGAAUCAAACGAACGACCCGAUUUCGCAAUUCUCCAUAUCCGAGACAGCGCUUCAUCAAUUGAUCGCUACUCCUCCGACCAAAUCCGUGUCCUUAGAUGCCACAGGAUCACGGAAGUCCUUCAACAACUCAACGUCCACGUUAUUGGAGGAGUCGAUCAUUUGUCACGAUGGCCGGGUGGUUCGAAACAGUUCAUUGCGUAGGAAAAAGAGCAGAUUGCGCAAGAAGAACUUGGGCCGCAAAAGCGAUUCCAGCUCGGAGGGUGUAAACGCGAAUCAAUCGGCCGGAAGCGACGGUAGUUCGUCGAAUCAGCAACGUUCGCCACGGAAAAUGAGCGGAAGCCGCGGUAUUCGUACGAUCUCGAGAGAUUGCCACGGUCGUUUGACCACCCUCGUGAAAUCCGGUUCGUUCUCCGGGUGCACGUCGCAUCAGCAGUUUUCCACGGAGAGGACGAUCGUCAGCGACCCGACUCCACCGUUCCGGUUACCUUGCUGUACCUCGGUCGCUUCCACGUCCGAGACCGAGCCCGAAGAGCAACGUAAUUGCACGCGAAGCUGUUUCGCCUACGACGAGAAUCUGUUGGAUACCGUUCUGAGCAACAAGGAGCUGUGCAACCAGCAACUGAACGUGGACAGCGACGUCGAGAUGAACAGCCUCGGGAACAACUCGUUCUCCGAGCAGGCUUGGGAUAAUUACCAGGAAAAAUAUAUGAGCGAGCCGUACAGCGAAGCACCCGACGUAGAAACAGCACGAAGAUUGUUGGACUUUGGCGACGAUUACCGAAACUUCCUCGACAGUCAAUCCGACUGUGCAUCCAGUAUGAGCGCAGUUCCAACUAGCUCUCCGCUGCCUAGAAGUCGUAUGCAUCAUGAGAUAGUCGAUACGACGGAAGACAGCGACAGCGACGUAGAGGAUAUCCGGAACGUGGUUGAAAAAUCACAAUCUCAGUUGACCCUCGCUGAAAAUCUAUUCGCGAGGGCGAACAAUGGAACGAUGCCGGAGGAUUGCACGGAAGUGGAGUGCGCGUGUAGGGAAAAUUUACGGUGCCUUCACGCGUUAUUGGAGUCGGUCAGCAAUUCGUUCAGAAGUGAAAAGUACAUGAAACAAGUUCGUGGCAUGUUAGAGAAAUGGGAGUCCCUUACGACCAGAGUCGAGGAAACACAAAUGGCGAGCGCGCUUCAUCGCGAAUUGACAGCUUUGCAAACGGAAUUCAAAGCAGCACACGACAGGCUCUUCUCUUAUGAAAUCGCAUUGGAACAGCCGCACGUGUUAGAUGAGCGCAUCAAUCGUAUCACGGCUGAACUGGCUGCGUUGAGGGAUCGCAAGGCGGCGAUGCUGGCUCUGAACGUCUCCACGCACAGACUGAUCACCGAUCUCGGUAAUUCGGCCUCCUUGAUCUUCACGGCUCUCAAAGACGGCGUGGCGGAUCUCUAUCGUGUUUGGGACGAAACCUUCCAAAAGGGAAAUCAACAAUUGUGCGCCCUGCAAGCAGUCCAGCAGUUUAGUAUACGUUUGGCGGAGCUUCAGUGCGCAUUGCGAAGGGAUAAAGACACCCUUGCCGUUUUGGACGUCGCUCUGCAAGCAGGGGCCACGUCGGAAGUUGCUUCGUCAGUUCGUCACGUUGCCAGGCUGCUGUCCGAGAAACAGGACAUGAAUUGUCAGAACGGCACCGUGUUGAAAGACUCGAGCACAGAGGAGGUGAGCAGCGGGGCGUCGACGAAAUUCGGCGACUCCUCGCCGAUCAGUCUGACCCAGGAAGGUGGCUCGUUGUCCGACAGUGGCAUCUCCGACAGCGGAAGCGAGCAGGAGCUGAGCGAACGUGAACGAAGGCUGGCUGCUCUUCGUCGAUUAACGCGCAGUUUGGAGAAUCAAUUGGCACCGGGAAGCGAGGCGCUCGGCCAGCUUUGGAAAAGAGUCGAGGACACGGAAACGGAACUUCGUGAUCUUCAGAAACAGUGCCGGGAACUGAUCGUACGAACCGCGGCGAGUGUCGAAGCACGGGCCUCCAAGCGGACGAGCAACAGCCAGGUCCAUCACUACUCAGACAAGCGUAAAAAGACCAGCCCGACGGAGAUGGCGAGAGGAAAUUCGGAGCGGAUCACAAUGAUCGCUGCGAAAAGUGGCGCGACGGAUGCCGGGGAUCCCGACAACGAGCCAGGACUACCUCAAAGUUGGGUCUGGCGUAUCCUGAGGGCGGCAUUACCCUUUCAACUAGCUCUGGUCGCUCUAUUCUGUGCCGCUUGCCUCUUGGAACCUCAUUGUUGCGAGGCUGCCAACACUCUAAAUCUAUCUCUCACCCCUCAACUACGAUACGUUAGGGGACCACCACCGGUCUGAGCCACCCAACGCUCGACCAUUUGGGUGAACACGUUGAACAGAGCCGAAGCUCUAAUGAUAAACAGCGUUCGGAUCGAUUAAUUUCUCCUGUCACCUGACUUUGUAGCUUCGUAGAGAGAGAGAGAGAGAGAGAGAGAGAAAGAUGGAUUCGUUGAUCGCGAUCACGAACGCAGGAUCUAGAAAGGGGUGGUAGAUUGUUGUUAGACACGAGGAGCGCACGAUUUUCGGUAAAUCGAGCUAGCUGGUACACUGCCAACGUUGCCGGGUUAUUGAAAUUAUUAUCGAGUAUUUUACUUCGGUUCCUGUUUUUCAAUGAACCACUUGGGAUUUAUCGUAGACUGCAUACAGGGUGUUCUGUGCGGAAUUUGAACAAUACAUUAGAAAUAUUUUUCUAUUGAAUGUAUUAUAAUUAAUUCUUCGACAGGAAUUUAUCAAGUGCACUUUGCAAUUUUAUAUUGAUAGUAAAAAUGAUUAUAUUUUUGAUUUCUAGUAUUCAGAUUUUCUCAAGUUACUUCAAUGAUACAAUUUGUCCAAAUUCCACAGAACACUGCUUAAAAUUCAUGAAAUUUCAUCUACAUUUUUGAAGAAACACUUGAGAUUUGAUAUCUCAAUAAAUUGCACAAAACUAUCCUUUUUUCAUAUCGACGUUUACACACAUAUGUUUUAUCUUGUGUCGCAAGUUUGUCUGCCGUGUCAAUUUCAAAGCACCGUUGGCAUAAUUUUCGAUCCCGUCGCAUUCUUCGAAAUUUCCCUGAUUCACGCACUGCCAAACUUUCCUGUCAAUUGCUCGCAAGCUCAAAGAUGCGACGAGAGAACGAGUUUCUCUAUUAUCGAUGAAACCCUUGGACUUGGUUCCUCUUUUACAGACUGAGAUGCAACGACCUGUGCGAGGAAAAUGUGCGCUCGCUUGAAGUUGUGAUAUAAAAGAUAAAAAAAAAGAAUAGAAAAAAAAAUACACAAAUGUAAUACGUAAAAGUGAUUGAGGCGCGACGUAGAUAGAUGACAAUGAGCACUAGGUCAAAAAAAAGAGAUAAAUAAUGAUCAGUGAGGAUACUUUUUUUAUACGUUUUUACGAUAUUUAUCUUUUGUGCAAUUGCAUUCGAAACGAAGAGGAUAAAUAAAUUUAUCCAAAUGCAGGAUCAAAUGCAUUGAUCUUCGAAUAUUAAUAGAAACCUCUUCGAUAACGAGAGAUAAGGUUGAGAAGUAUUUAUAAAGAGAAAACUUUAUCUUCUAUGCAGAGAGCAUUUACAACGAAACGAAAAAUUGAUCGCUGAAUGAUCAAUAAUCUUUUCUAUUUGCAUAAUUAACGAGGUUUCGAAAGUUCACUAAAUAAGUGACGAUUUUGUUAUAUAGUAUAAAUAUUUAUUUAUAUAUGUUGCAAAUUAUAUAUAUACAUGUAUUAUUAUUGUUCAUAAUUUAACGUCAAUCACGAUGAGGUGACAUUUAUGGUGUUGCUAGGGAAACAGAUAUACCGGAAACUCUGCUGAAGUGCAGACGUUUCCUUUCGAAUCAUUUGCAUGCUGAUGUUGAAUGACAGUAAUAUCGUUUUGUUGUUUUCAAUGAUUUGUUUCUUUUGUUUUUUUUUUACGAUGGCUGUUUGCAGCUUACGAGAACAAAGGGGGUGGCAUUAAACAAUGCCACCUUGGAGGUUGCGAUGGGAUUUCAUUUAAUAUAACCAGAAAAAAAAUUUUUUCAUUUUUCAUUUCUUUUCCUUUGUUAUUAAUAGCGUAAUUAUCAAUCAAGAUUGUAUUAAAUGAAAUUCUUUCGCGCAGAUAUCUUUGGGUUAUCUUUUUGCUCGUUGCAAACGGCCCAAAUGCUUCGAGGCCAAAAAGAAACCCUCGAUCAUUCUGAUUCGCAGCCACGCAAGUCUCUGCAAUUCUAAUGAAACUAACAUCGGACUGACAGGUUCGUGCGACCGGUCCCCAGUGAUAAUUUCAUUAAAAUGCCAGGCGAUGUCGUGUUCGAUAUCGUUUACGUAGCAUCUUCUACGUAGAAACUUGGCUCGCGACCUUCUGAUUUCGAAGAACCUUCGAGUUCUCUCGAAUUCCAUCGACAGAUAUUUUUUUUUUUUUUUUUUAAUCAAUCCACUCACGAAGAGUCGCUUGAGUGUUGCAUAAUAUUUGCUCUUCGUGAGUACACUUACGAGUAAAGGUUGAUAAGGGUUGUUUAUGUUUCGAUGAAAACACACCCUUUUGCAGUAUGAUUCCUCUGCAACGAGGAUCAUGGGGGUGAAAAGAAGAGCUAAUUAAUGCUCGAUCAAUGAAUAUAAAUAAAUAGGGGGAGGAAUGAUGAUAAUUGAAAGGUGUGAAGUUGUACAUUGCACCAUAGGAAUGGUGUUAGAGUUAGGGGUAGGUUUUCAUAGGAGUUAAAGGAGAACGUUUGAAAAUCAUUUCUAUAUAUUUUGCAUGAUACAGGAUUUUUAUUCUUACGACUAUUAAAUUGUACAAUGGUUUGAUGGUGUUUCAUAAUAUGUAUACAGGGUGUCCUUUUUUAAUCAAUUAAUAAAAUUGCACCUUGACUUUGGAUUUUUAUUUAAAAAAGUUUUCACUAUUUUUUAUACAAUUUUUCAAGAAAUCAUCUGAGUGAUAUUUUAAGUGAUAAAAAUUUAUAUUUACACAUGAAUUUUGAUUAAAAUGGAACACCCUGUUUGUAAGCUUGUAUAAAGCUCGGACAGUAGAUUUUUAUCGAUGAUAGUUGCUGAAUAUCGAUUGCUGUGAUUAUAUCGAUAUGCUAAUCGGUCUUCGAUAAAGGCAAUAAUUAAUUUGAUCAGUUUGAUGACUGCACGAAAUAUCGAGUGAUAGAGGAUAACCGGUGAUCAAAAAAUCGAUGAAAAUUUGGAAUUUUAUUUUUCUACAUUUUAGAGGAUAUUCUUAUUUGUCAAAGCUAACGGGUAGUUUACAACACUGGUUCAGUGUUUGCUUUUUAACGAACGUUCACGACGAUUCGUUUGAUUUUCAGCUCGAAACACCGAGCUUCCGUUUCGUCUUCUGUGCCGGAUGGUUUUUUUUUAUGAAAAGCACAGCCGUUUUGAAUUCUCCAAUUCGCAUACUUUUUAUAACUUUUAAUAUUCGAAAAGUGUAAGAUAAACUAGAGAGGUGAAUAAUUCAUGUAAAUAUGUGCGUAUAUAAAACAAACGAAUUAAUCGCACCUAUAAGAUCGAUCAAUAUUUUUUCUAAACAAAAAAACAAAAAAAAAAGAAGAGAAACAUAGGCAUUAUAUCAUUUCGUAGAGGGAAAGGAAAUUAGAGAGGUCUAUUUUGUGAGAUAUUUUGUUAGGGAAAGGGAUUGUAGGCGAUAAGAAGAAACUUACUCGUAUUCGUUCAAUUUUAUUAUUAGAAUAUACACAAUUAUCAUAUGCUUCGAUGUGAAACGUCUGAAACACUGAUGAUGAUUUUGCUUAUAAAUUUUCCAAAAAUUAUUUCAACACGCCUUAAAGAUUUGCGGGGCUAUCGCGACCCCUAUAAUCCAAGGAAACAUAUCGAAAAAAAGAAUAGAGCAAGAGAAAUAAAAUUUUUUCAGAAAAAAACGAACGAUUCGCCAGAGUUGUUAGUGUGAAGGCUUUCGCAGUUGAUGCACGAUGCUUACCGUGUAAGCGUACACGUUUACGAGUGUGUUUUGUGUUUAGCAGUAGCGAUAGUACACCUCUGCCGGACCUUUCUGGCAGAAUGUAUCUUGUUCACGAACAAGAGGAGUCCGUGAAGUUUGCAAGUAGGAUUUUUAUAUUCCCGCAGACUUUGACCGACAGUGUGUAAACUUGGCUUGUAUUAACUCGCCUUGGUUAACAUUAGUGGAAACCGUGAGAACAUUACCAGAAAACGGUUUCCCAAAUCGAUCAACCUGAUCGAAACAAAUCAAUCGUAACGUUGCUUUACGAUGAAAGAUACAUGAAAGAAAGAAAAAAAAAAAAUAAGAAAUGUUGGAUAUGAAUAUUUCUUCCAAGACGAUGCAUGCUUGAAAAAGGAAAAAGAUAAUGGAAAUGGAUGAGCGAAAUAAUGGGUCGCAUUCGAUGCACCCAUUUUUUUUAACGUUGUUGUACUUACGUGUUUUUGACGAUACAUUUACACGUAGAUUCACACAAACUUACACGCAUACAUACAGACACAACUUAACAGCUAGUUGUAUUCUUUUGCAUACCUGAUUUUUUAUUAAACGAACAAUCCCGUGGGAUCGAAGGAACUUCAUCGAGAUCAGUAAAGAUGACGACCCCCUUCGGUGUCGUUAAACAGAGAGAACUUAAGAAACAGAGCGAUUUUCGUCGCUGGAUAUACCGUUCCGUAAUAAUUCUUGGUAAUUAGCCUGAGGAAUUGUUGAAGUUCAUGGAUCGAUAAGAUACAGCAUUAAACUACAAAAAUUUAAGACGGUAUUUAAAAAAGAAGAAACAUUUAGUCCAUUAAAUUGCACUGUUACCAUUCAUCCUCUAUAUAUAAUAAUUAAAUUGUUCUAAUUAUUCUACGUCAAAAAUCACUCUGUUUAUUUAAGUAUAGUGCUAGAAAAUUUUCAUGCACUUUGAAGGAUCCGUCACAGGACAUCCUGUUACGAGGUUCGCUUGAUUUAAGUCCUUGUUCAUCGAAUUUAGAUUUUCUUAUCUUCUUUAGUGACUAAGAGCCAAGAUUUUUGGCAAAAAAUGGUUACUGUAGAAUGACGAAGGAAAAACUGGAAUCGACGAACACGAGGCUUGCCUCACCUGCCUUAUUUACCUAUGAUAAUAUGUAUAAAGUACCUGAGAAAUCAAAAUAAUUACUUAUAUAUCUAUAUACGUAUGUAUACAUUGAAAGAGAAUGAUUUUUCCGUUUCAAUCUCGAUCGUGUCGUGCUUGCAACGAGCUUGGUUUUUCUCGCGAAAUGUAUUCAUCUUUGCGUUGCUAUUACGACUAUUUAGAUUCUAAUUUGCAUGCGGUUUUUACGUUUAACGAAUGCUACGAUAUAAGGUCAGUGGACGAACGUAUCGUUAUGUAUUUUGGGGGAAAAAUCGAUAAAAAUGAAAAAAAUGGUAUAAAGGAUAUGAAUUUAUGUACGUUUACCUGCAGCUGCAGGUUCUAUUAUACGAUAAUUUAGAUUUUUACAGCGGCUUGCAGUUUCGAUUUCUAAAUUUAAUUUCAUGGUAAAAUUUUAUGGUAAAGGAAGAAACUGCAGGUCAUUUUUGCAAGAAAGUUUGAUUUGAAAUUUCUACUUUCGUGAGUAUGAUGCCUCGUUGGAUUUUUGCGUCUUACUUAAAAAUUAACCCUCCAUGAACCGUUUAUUUGAGUAGUAUUAUUGAUCAGUAUAUAUUUUAUUUUUCACAAGUAUUUUUUACCUUUCUUGACAGACAACGAGUAUUCAUUUCUUUUUGGACUUUGGUUCACGGAGGAUUGAACUUGAUUGUAUUGAUGAAAUUCAAUUACAUUCAUCGAAGACGCGAUCGAAUUUAAUUAUCGAAGUUUUAUAUUUUAUUUUGUGACUUUGGCGCGGUAAUUUUGAGUAAUUGCAUGACACCUUAGGACAAUGAGUGGAAAUCAACAUUUAAGGUUUUUCUUUUUAAAUUUAUCCAUAGAUUUCGCCCACAGGUUUUCUUCGACUAUUAAUGUGUAAACUUUGCGUCAAUUACAGCGCCGAAUUCUAUUACCGUAAGGAAAACACGUUCGUUCAAAUUUCAGAAUUUAAUUAAUGAUUUCCUCAUUUUUUUACAAGUUUCAGAUUUUGAUUUUCUGAUAGAUUAAAAUAAAAAUUGCUCAUACAGUGAUUAAAGAGAGAUGAAAAUUUCAACAUUGAACGAACGCUUUUCCAUAUGGUUUCUCUUACUGUUUAUUUCUCUUAGAAUAAGUAGCAUUAAUUUUAUUUGCUCAGACUUGCGCGCGAGUUUGCCAUUCACUCCAUUUCAGAUGUACCGCUCCAUUCGUAUGAAAUUUUUUCACUCCAUUCAAUCAUCGUUCACGCAUCAUUGCAUCUAUCACGUUCUAUACUUGUAUUGAAACAGUACCGAUAAUAUUUUCUACAAUUACCAAGUAUUCUAGUGUAUUUUGGCACUGUGGAGAAAUAAAUUACAGUUUUGGACAACA
This is a messenger RNA of Osmia bicornis bicornis, 11690 nucleotides long. RefSeq lists its product as uncharacterized. Lineage: Eukaryota; Metazoa; Arthropoda; Insecta; Hymenoptera; Megachilidae. Gene Ontology annotation, cellular component: membrane. Bases 834 to 5657 code for a protein of 1607 amino acids. The record is from RefSeq and is a predicted model, not a curated record. The transcript has 21 exons.